AUGCCGGGACCUGAGAGCAUUGUGGCCGCCCCGAAAGUCGGCAAGAAGGGUGCAAUAGUUAAACGGCCGAACACCUACCAACUCGUGCCCUCCCCAAAGUAUGCCUUUUCUGCGCACCGGCAGGCAGUGCGGGAUCUGUUGCAGCAGUUUGUGCAAGAUAUCCUGGAGGAUACAGUCAGCGCCACCCCCGACAUGGCGCUGAUGUCUGGCCUUUCCAAAGUGAAAAAUGAGGUUCUGCGCAUGCAAUGUCGAUUUUUUCCGCGGCACCGGAUCGUGGUUCAUGGCGUAAUUGGCGACGUGGGCCAGAACCCACCAACACUCAUUUACGGCAGCCAGUGUCUCGCCUCGCCUGAAUGCGGGGAUGACUGUGUGAGCGUUUCAUCCAAGUCUUCUGAGCGAUUCGCCUGUGUCAGCGUUUUCGGCUCCUACUUUGACUAG
Messenger RNA from Spirometra erinaceieuropaei, 438 nucleotides. Lineage: Eukaryota; Metazoa; Platyhelminthes; Cestoda; Diphyllobothriidea; Diphyllobothriidae. The record is from the annotation of a GenBank genome assembly.